Molecule: messenger RNA, 519 nt
Organism: Staurois parvus
Lineage: Eukaryota; Metazoa; Chordata; Amphibia; Anura; Ranidae
Source: the annotation of a GenBank genome assembly
AUCAAGCACCUAGGCAUGCAGACUGCUUCUAAAAAUAUUUGUGAAAGAAUUGGUCGCUCUCAGCUCAGUGAAUUCAAAAGUGAUACAGUGAUAGGUUGUCACCUAUGCAAUACGUCCAUCCAUGAAAUUUCCUUGCUACUAAAUAUUCCACGGUCAACUGUUAGUGGAAUUAAAACAAAGUGGAAGCAACUGGGAACAACAGCAACUCAGUCACAAAGUGGUAGGCCACAUAAAAUGAGAGAGGAGUCAGCACAUGCUGGAGCGCAAAGUGUGCAAAAGUCCCCAACUGUCUUCAGAGUCAAUAGCUAAAGACCUCCAAACUUUUUGUGUGGUCUUCUGAUUAUCACAAUAACAGUGCAUAGAAAGCUUCAUGGAGUGGGUUUCCAUGGCCGAGCAGCUGCAUCCAAACCUUACAUCACCAACUGCAAUGCAAAACAUUGGACACAAUGGUGUAAAGCACGCCGCCACUGGUCUCUAGAGCAGUACUUGUCUGACUGCAUUGUGCCAAGUGUAAUGGUU